Molecule: messenger RNA, 981 nt
Organism: Entrophospora candida
Lineage: Eukaryota; Fungi; Glomeromycota; Glomeromycetes; Entrophosporales; Entrophosporaceae
Source: the annotation of a GenBank genome assembly
CAACUGAAUAUCACCUUGGCUUAUUAAAAGCAAAACUAGCAAAAUAUAGAGUGCAGCUUUUGGAACCAUCAAAGGGCUCUAGUGCAAAAGGUGAAGGGUUCGAUGUUAUGAAAUCUGGGGAUGCACGAGUUGCAUUGAUUGGAUUUCCUUCAGUUGGUAAAUCAACUUUACUUAAUCGACUCACCAAGACUCAUUCUGAAGCUGGUGCAUACGAAUUCACUACUUUAACAUGUAUCCCGGGCAAGAUUGAAUACAAUGGAGCAAAUAUUCAAUUACUUGAUUUACCUGGAAUUAUUGAAGGAGCUUCACAAGGUAAAGGUAGAGGAAGACAAGUAAUUGCUGUUGCAAGGACUGCAGAUUUAAUAUUGAUUAUGUUGGAUGCUACAAAAACCACACAACAAAAAAUGUUAUUAGAACGUGAAUUAGAAGCUGUGGGUAUUAGAUUAAAUAAAGAAAAACCAAAUGUUUAUUUCAAGGUUAAGAAAGGUGGUGGCAUUAGCUUUAAUGCCACUGUCAAAUUAAAUCAUUUAAAUGAAAAAAUGGUUUAUCAUAUUUUACAUGAUUACAAAAUCUUUAAUGCAGAGGUUUUGGUUAGAGAAGAUGUUACAGUAGAUGAAUUUAUUGAUGUGUGCUAUAACAAGAUUGAUUCUAUUACUUUGGAAGAAUUGGAUAAAUUAGCUCAUGAGCCUAAUUCAUUAGUCAUUAGUUGUGAAAUGGAUUUGAACCUUGAUUUUCUUGUUGAUCAGAUUUGGAAGAAUUUAAAUUUAUUAAGAGUUUACACUAAAAAAAGAGGAGAAUAUCCUGAUUUUGGGAGUGGUUUAAUUGUUAGGAGAGGUGCAACUGUUGAACAUGUGUGUCAUGUAAUUCAUCGUUCUUUAGUUGAUGAAUUCAAAUAUGCUUUGGUUUGGGGAAUUUCUACUAAACAUAAUCCACAAAAAGUGGGUUCAACACAUAUUGUAGAAAAUGAAGAUGUUAUUCAAG